GGGGAGCGCGGGAGCGCGGGAGGCUCCGGGUGGGAGGCCCCAUGGCGCCGCCUCAGCGCUGCCGCGUCCUCAGGUGCUGCAGCUGCGGCCUCUUCCAAGCGCACCAGCUGAAAAAGAGUCCCAAAUGGACGUGCAAAGCCUGCGGCAAGAAGCAGUCAUUUCUGCGGAGCUACGGUGAGGGCUCCGGUGCUGACUGCAGGCGCCAUGUCCAAAAGUUAAAUCUGCUGCAAGGACAGAUCUCAGAGCUGCCGCUCAGGUCUCUGGAAGGUUCUGGAAGUGUCAGUGAAGAAGAAAUUGAAGAUCACCAUCAGGCAGAGAAUGUGCAUCCUCAGCCCUCUGAGAGCCGCUGGCUGAAGUUUCUGCACAAGGACUCCCCGGAACUGGAGCUGGGAGGAGGAGUGUGUUUCCGUGGACAGUCCUCAUCGGACAUGGAGGAGUCAGACCCUGCCUUCAGUCAGGAGCUGCCCAGAAAAAGGAAAUGGAGCCCGAGCCCAGCCCAGCUGUCGCACAACUGUGACAUCCCAGACUUGGCCACUCCCAGGGGCACCUGGCCACCCCAGCAGGACUCUCCUGGCCUAAACGUGAAGGUGAAGGCAGGCGGCAGUCACCGCCUCUGGAACCAUGAGGACCCACGACCCCUGGGGCUCCGUGUUGCUCAUGGGGAACUGCCGCGUCCAGCCUGUCAGGCUGAGGCCACAUCUUCUAAAUGGGCGAGAUUUCUCCCAUCUCCCGUGAACAGCUCGCAGGUGGACACAGAGCAGAGGGGACUCAGACCAGCAGGUCCAGCACAGGCUGAGCAAGGGACCCCAUGGGCCCCAACCCCAAGGGAGAGCUGGGAAGCAGCCACUGUCCAGCUUCCUCAAGUCACACAGCCUCCCAGGCCUGGUUCUGAGGGACCCUGCAGCAGGAUCCCUGAGCAGCGGAGGGGCACGGAGCCUCCCCAGGUGCCAGGGACACAGAAGCCUGCAGCCCUGCGGCUCUCUGACCUCUUUACAACAGGAGAGGACUUCAGCGAUGACCUGUGAGCAGAGGCCAGGA
This is a messenger RNA of Ochotona princeps (American pika), 1038 nucleotides long. RefSeq names its product MRN complex interacting protein (gene MRNIP). Bases 42 to 1025 code for a protein of 327 amino acids. The transcript has 7 exons. Gene Ontology annotation, biological process: mitotic G2 DNA damage checkpoint signaling. NCBI's taxonomy places the organism in Eukaryota, Metazoa, Chordata, Mammalia, Lagomorpha, Ochotonidae. The record is from RefSeq and is a predicted model, not a curated record. Gene Ontology annotation, cellular component: nucleus. Gene Ontology annotation, molecular function: chromatin binding.